CUGGUUGGCACAGGUGUCUGUGAAUUACAUUCGUUGAUUUAAAAAAAAUCUUCAUAUCAAACAAAAUUUCUUGGGAAUGACAUGCCAAAAUGGCCGCCGUAGGUCAGGUUCAAGUAUUUGUUCCAUCUUCUUUACUGCCCAAACUGAUCUGCACAAAAUGCAAAAAUUAUUUAUCUCACUUUCCCAUAUACAGUCAUCCUAAGAUUGGUUCCAUGUGUGGGAGAUGUUCCGUGGACAUACAUGAAAAUUUCAUUAGGAAUGAAAUAUAUGAGACAACGGUGCAAUUUCAAAAGUUUCCUUGUAGGUAUCGUGCCAAUGGAUGCCUAGAAAAUCUAAUUCCAGCUAAUGUACCUGACCAUGAGAGGCUGUGUCUAUACAAAAAGUAUGAAUGCCCUACCAGAGUUUACAAUAACUGCAUUUGGGAAGGCUUUUGUAAUGAGAUUUUGGAGCAUUUUGAAAACAAGCAUCCAACUUUUAUACUUAAAGAUGGCAAGUUUGAGGUUGAUUUUAUCAACAAUCAUAAAGAAAACUAUCUGCUGCCUUAUGGAGAAGAAUUAUUUAUUGUCACUCGUGAAGCAGUUUCAGCAUCAUCAACUUUUUCAUGUUCUGUAGAGUAUGUUGGCUCUAACCCUGAAAUAGAGCACUACACUUACAUCUUCACUUUGGAAAGUGGAAACCGCUUACAUAAACAUAUUGUGAAAGAGGUUAAAAUGAAAAGCAUUUUGGAAUUCAAUGAUUUGCUUCUAAAGGAUGUUCUACAGGAUCCAACUAAUAUUAUUGCACACAUUGAUUUAGUUCCUAAUGAAAAUGAUGAGUUCCUAGAUAGCAUAUCAGGUGCUGAAGCAAAUAAUGUCAACAGUCAACUUGAUUAUGAUCAAUUGUCUGAACUAGAGUGUCCUGUUUGCUUUGAAUACUUGGUCCCACCAAUAUUUCAAUGCGAAACAGGUCACAGCAUUUGUGAGCGGUGUAGAAACACACAAAAUGAGUGCCCCACAUGUAAGCAAAGUUUUAAAAGGACACAAAACUUUACAUUGGAGAAGCUUAUCCGAAAUAUGAUCUAUCCUUGCAAACAUGAUAGGUGCACAUUUUCCACAAAAGCACAGGACAUAAAAGUGCAUGAAGCUUCUUGUAUUUUUGGUCCGUAUAGGUGCCCAGUUGGAGAAUAUGAGGAGUGCAAAGAUGAAAUGUCCGUUAUCGAUAUGUAUGACCACAUUUUCAAAAAGCACUACGAAAGCCUUCUUGAAAUUGAAAUGGUUAGCAUUCCUUUUGAUGAGGAUUCUACUUUGUUGAAUGAGUGUUACAUACUAAAACAUUCCUUGCGUUUAUUUAGGCUAUGCUUCAGAUUCAUAAGUAAUUACUUUUAUUGGGUAGUCCAGCUCAUUGGGCCACCUGAGGAAUGUGUUAAGUACAAAUUUGAACUGGAAAUUAUUGACAACUCUAAUGAAAACUGCAGAAUUUAUUUCAAAAAAGUGUGCGCUCCAUUCUGUGCUGCUAAUGAUGCGUUCAGUGACGACAAAAGUGAUACAUGUGUGUCCUUAGAGAAAAAUCAGUUGAGCAAGUUUAUAUCCAAUCAACUUACGUAUCGAGUCAGAAUUUUGAAUUACUGAUGUGUGAAACUUCUAUUUUUGUAUUUUAUGCGUUAAACUAAUAUAUUAAGUGAACCAUUUAAUUAGUAUAUUUAUUUACUUUACUUGAUUAGAUCGAAAAAAAUGCUUAUCGAGUUCAUGAAGAAAUUAAUAAGG
This is a messenger RNA of Cylas formicarius (sweet potato weevil), 1742 nucleotides long. RefSeq lists its product as uncharacterized. The transcript has 2 exons. Gene Ontology annotation, cellular component: cytoplasm. The record is from RefSeq and is a predicted model, not a curated record. Gene Ontology annotation, biological process: proteasome-mediated ubiquitin-dependent protein catabolic process; multicellular organism development. Bases 90 to 1607 code for a protein of 505 amino acids. NCBI's taxonomy places the organism in Eukaryota, Metazoa, Arthropoda, Insecta, Coleoptera, Brentidae. Gene Ontology annotation, molecular function: zinc ion binding; ubiquitin conjugating enzyme binding; ubiquitin protein ligase activity.